ACAGGAUUAUGGCCGGCCGGAGGCUCCAGCUCAGAUUCCUGGGCUGCACGCGGGGACUACAUUACCCGUGAACCUCCACCCGUGCGUUCCAGUUAACUUCCGGUCUCUGCGUUCCACAAACCGGAAGUUAUUGUAAUUUUCUUGUCUGAGCCCUAUUUUGGGUAUGAGAGGAGUGUGAGUGAGCAGAGGAGGAGGGGGAGUAUAUAGAGGAAAACAGGGAUCUCUACAAGGACGUGAUGAUGGAGAAUCACCGGCCCGUCACAUCACUGGAUGGACCCAGUAACAAAGAUACCCCAGAGAGAUGUCCCCGUCCUCUGUAUUCCCAGGAUUGUACAGAGGAGAAUCACAGGACCCCACAGGAGGAUCAGGGAGAAGGUCUAACUAAUAUUAAGAAAGAAAAUACAGAGAGAGAAGAAGAGACGUAUGUGACUGACAUGAAAGCAGAAGAUAUACAGGGAAAAGAAGAGACGUAUGUGACUGAUAUGAAGGCAGAAGAUAUAGAGGGAGAAGAAGAGACGUAUGUGACUGAUAUGAAGGCAGAAGAUGUAGAGGGAGAAGAAGAGACGUAUGUGACUGAUAUGAAGGCAGAAGAUAUAGAGGGAGAAGAAGAGACGUAUGUGAGAGGUGAUCAGCAGUGUAAGGAGGAGAAAAUCCCUUCAGAUAUAAGCACAACAGACGGAGGCAGAAGCAGGAACACCUCAGAGGGACAUCUCAUUUUAUCUACAGAUUUUAAAAGAGAAGAGAACAACAUUGUACAAGAUUCCACAGGAGAUAUCCCCAUUACCCUAAAUAUAAAUCCAGUACCUCACAGUGCCAAUGUAUCAUCUACUUCUUCUAAUCAUGAACAUUCUCCUGAUAGAUUAGGUGAUACAGUGUUUUCCUGUUCUGAGUGUAGGAAAUGUUUCACAAGUAAAUCACGUCUUGUUAGACAUCUGAGAAGUCACACAGGUGAGAAGCCAUUUCCAUGUUCUGAGUGUGGGAAAUGUUUUACACAAAAAUCAACUCUUGUUAUACAUCAGAGAAGUCACACAGGUGAGAAACCAUUUCCAUGUCCAGAGUGUGGGAAAUGUUUUAAACAGAAAACACAUCUUGCUAAACAUAUGAUAAGUCACACAGGUGAGAGGCCUUUUCAGUGUUUUCAGUGUGGGAAAUGUUUUACACACAAAACAGAUCUUUUUGCACAUCAGAGAAGUCACAAAGGUGAGAGGCCAUUUCCUUGUUCUGAGUGUGGGAAAUGUUUUAUGCAGAAAUCGCAUCUUGUUAGACAUCAAAGAUAUCAUAUAGAUGAGAAACUAUUACCAUGCUCUGAGUGUGGGAAAUGUUUUACUCACAUAUCAACUCUGGUAAGACAUCAAAGAAGUCACACAGGUGAGAAGCCAUUUCCAUGCUCUGAGUGUGGGAAAUGUUUUACUCACAAAUCAACUCUAGUUGUACAUCAGAGAAGUCACACAGGUGAGACGCCAUUUCCAUGUUCUGAGUGUGGGAAAUGUUUUACAGCGAAAUCCCAUCUUGUUAAGCAUCUGAGAAGUCACACAGGUGAGAAACCAUUUCCUUGUUCUGAAUGUGAUAAAUGUUUUACACGGAAAUUAAGUCUGGAUACACAUCAGAGAAGUCACACAGGUGAAAGGCCAUUUCCAUGCUCUGAGUGUAAGAAAUGUUUUACAAAGAAAUCAACUCUUGUUAGACAUCAGAGAAGUCACACAGACGAGAAGCCAUUUCCAUGUUUGGAUUGUGGGAAAUGUUUUACACGGAAACUACAACUCUCUAGACAUGUAAGAGAGCACACUUGACAUAAGCCAUUUCCAGGUUCUGAGUGUGGGAAAUGUUUUACAUGGAAAUCACUUUGUGUUGAAUACUAGUUACAACUCAAAGAUGAACAGCAAUUUAAAUACUCUCAAUGUGGGAACUAUUUGACAUAUACAUAGUAUCUUCAUAGACGUCAGAUAAUUUACAAUCUUGAGAAUUGAUUUUCUUGUCCUCCAUGUGGAAAUUGUUUUACACAAUAUACAUUUUUAUUACAUAUCCGAAAUCUCACGUCAUAAUUUCUAUGAGCUGGUACACAUGAUACAGGGUUGUAGCAAUAUCCUAAAUGCAGAUAGGUCCUGUGAUAGUCACAUUAAACUGCCCUUCAAGUCACACCUAGGGGGUAAUUCAGAGUUGAUCGCAGCAGCAAAUUUGUUGGCAGUUGGGCAAAACUAUGUGCAGGGGGGCAGAUAUUACAGAGACCAUUGAAUGACUCUGUGCCGUACAGAUUGGGGAACAGGACACUAGUGAGGAUCACCCGUUGGUCAAGCCAAGAUCCACAGAGCUCAGACUGCCGUCUGUCUUCUCAUGCUUGGCUGCCAUCUAUUGGCCGACUCCUAGAGGUGAGGAGCCGCGGUAGCCUUUUGUUACAUAGUAUGUUCAGUUUGGCAUGUGUAUGUUUUGAUAUUCUUUUGCAAAUAAGUAAAUGAACCAGUGAGAAACGAUAUAUACGGACAUUUCAUUGUUCACAAGUAUGGUAAUAAAAUAUAUAAUUACUAACGUA
Molecule: messenger RNA, 2527 nt
Organism: Pseudophryne corroboree (corroboree frog)
Lineage: Eukaryota; Metazoa; Chordata; Amphibia; Anura; Myobatrachidae
Product: zinc finger protein OZF-like
Exons: 5
Coding region: 237-1790 (517 amino acids)
Biological process (GO): regulation of transcription by RNA polymerase II
Cellular component (GO): nucleus
Molecular function (GO): DNA-binding transcription factor activity, RNA polymerase II-specific
Source: RefSeq, a predicted model, not a curated record